UGCCCUAUAGUGUACGGUUCUACGCGUCGUGUGUGUACUUUUAAUGAAAUUUUGUAAUAAAUAUAAGGAGGAAAAAGUUUUCCAGGUGAAAAAGUCGUUUCCAAUCUCGUAUACUCGUUUCUUAAAAUCUUAACAAGCGGGUACAAAGUUUAUUAUUAGUAACACCUAUUUGUUGAACUAAGUGUGAAGUUUGCUAUUGUCCACAUAUAAAAACAACUUCUGGAACAAAUCAAAGACAUGGCCGCCGAUCAGGUACAAUUUCAACAGCUCCUAAGUUCGCUAUUGUCCACGGACAAUGAUGUGCGUCAACAAGCUGAGGAUGCUUACAACAAUUUGCCACGCGAUGUGAAAGUAACGCAUCUAUUGGGAACAAUCCACAAUGGUCAACAAUCUGAAGAAGGACGCCAGAUGGCUGCGGUACUUCUGCGUAGACUCUUUACAUCUGAAUUUACCGAGUUUUACAAAGAGUUACCGCAAGAAUCCCAGGCUCAGUUAUUGCAGCAAAUUUUGCUGGCUGUACAGCAAGAAGUUACACCGAAUUUGCGACGUAAAAUCUGUGAAGUGGUAGCUGAGGUCGCACGCAGUCUUACAGACGAAGAUGGUAACAAUCAAUGGACCGAUAUAUUGCAAUUUCUAUUUCAAUGCGCCAAUUCGCCAUCAGCGCAAUUGCAAGAAUCUGCUUUGCGCAUCUUUGCCAGUGUACCAUCUAUUUUCGGCAAUCAAGAAGCACAAUAUUUAGAUUUGAUUAAGCAAAUGUUGGCUAAGAGUUUGGAGCCCACAGCUGAUGUGGAGGUACGUUUCCAAGCAGUACGCGCAAUUGGUGCUUUUAUAUUACAUCACGAUAAGGACGAGGAAAGCAACGUAUUUAAACACUUUGCCGAUUUACUUCCACGCAUGAUUAUGAUCACAGCUGAAAGUAUUGAGGCUCAAGAUGAUCAGAGCUUGUUGAAAUUACUCAUCGAUAUGACCGAAACGUGCCCAAAGUACUUGCGUCCUCAAUUGGAAAACAUAUUUGAAAUGAGCAUGAAAGUUUUUGGCGCAACCGAUGUGGAGGAUAGCUGGCGUCAUUUGGUUUUGGAAGUAAUGGUAUCUUUGUCGGAGAAUGCACCAGCCAUGGUGCGCAAACGCGCAGAUAAGUAUAUUGUAGCGUUAGUACCUUUGGUAUUGCAAAUGAUGACCGAUUUAGAGGAGGACGAAGAGUGGUCUACUUCUGAUGUGGUUACCGAUGAUGACAACAGCGACAAUAACGUAAUUGCCGAGUCAUCGUUAGAUCGUCUGGCUUGUGGAUUGGGUGGUAAAACUGUUUUGCCUCACGUCAUGAACGCUUUACCGAAUAUGUUGGGACACAGCGAUUGGAAACAGCGCUAUGCAGCAUUAAUGGCAAUUUCUGCCAUUGGUGAAGGUUGCCAUAAGCAAAUGGAAGCAAUGUUGGAUCAAAUUAUGGCAGGCGUCUUGAAUUUCUUGCGCGACCCACAUCCUCGUGUACGUUACGCUGCUUGCAACGCCAUUGGGCAGAUGUCUACAGAUUUCGCCCCCACUUUUGAAAAGAAAUUCCACGAACAGGUGGUGCCUGGGUUGUUAUCUUUGCUCGAUGAUGUACAAAAUCCACGAGUACAAGCUCAUGCUGGUGCCGCUUUGGUUAACUUUUCCGAAGAUUGCCCAAAACAUAUUUUGACCCGUUACUUAAAUGGCAUCAUGUCAAAAUUGGAGACAAUUUUAAAUUCGAAAUUCAAAGAACUAGUAGAGAAGGGCAACAAGCUGGUAUUGGAACAAGUUGUUACAACUAUUGCAUCCGUUGCAGAUACAUGCGAGAAGGAAUUCGUCACAUACUAUGAUCGUCUUAUGCCAUGUCUGAAAUUUAUAAUACAAAAUGCCAAUUCUGAAGAUUUGCGAAUGUUGCGUGGCAAAACUAUUGAAUGUGUCAGUUUAAUUGGUUUAGCAGUAGGUCGUGAGAAAUUCAUCACUGAUGCUGGAGAAGUUAUGGAUAUGUUAUUGAAAACUCAUACCGAAGGCGAUUUACCUGAUGACGAUCCGCAAACAUCAUACUUAAUUACAGCAUGGGCACGAAUGUGCAAGAUUUUGGGCAAACAAUUCGAACAAUACUUGCCUUUAGUGAUGGGGCCGGUAAUGCGUACCGCAGCUAUGAAGCCUGAAGUUGCAAUGCUAGACAAUGAUGAAGUGGAGGAUAUUGAGGAUGAUGUCGAUUGGUCCUUCAUCAACUUGGGUGAACAGCAAAAUUUUGCCAUACGCACUGCUGGUAUGGAAGAUAAAGCAUCAGCCUGUGAAAUGUUGGUUUGUUAUGCGCGCGAAUUGAAAGAUGGUUUUGCUGAUUAUGCCGAAGAGGUGGUGCGUUUAAUGGUACCGAUGUUGAAGUUUUAUUUCCAUGAUGGAGUGCGUACAGCGGCCGCUGAAUCUUUACCAUACUUGUUGGAUUGUGCUAAAAUUAAGGGUCCACAGUAUUUGGAAGGCAUGUGGCUUUAUAUUUGUCCCGAAUUGUUGAAGGUGAUCGGCACAGAACCAGAAGCGGAUGUACAAUCAGAAUUACUGAAUUCAUUGGCUAAAUGUAUUGAAACUUUGGGUCCAAAUUGCUUAAACGAUGAAGCAAUGACACAAGUUUUGGAAAUAAUUUCAAAAUACAUGGGAGAGCAUUUUGAACGCGCAGACAAACGUUUGCAAGCACGUAAUGAAGAGGACUAUGACGAUGGUGUUGAAGAGGAGUUGGCCGAACAGGAUGAUACUGACACGUAUAUACUAUCGAAGGUGGUGGAUAUAUCGCAUGCACUUUUCCUUACAAAUAAGGCACAGUUUCUACCAUAUUUCGAACGUAUCGCACCGCACUUUAUCAAACUACUUGAACCGAAUCGUUCGUGUUCCGACAGACAGUGGGGUGUAUGUGCAUUUGAUGAUAUUAUUGAAUAUUGUGGUCCGGCUUGUGCGGCUUACCAACAGAUCUUCACACCAGCAUUGUUACAAUAUGUUACCGACAAGUCACCUGAGGUUCGUCAAGCAGCCGCAUAUGGUUGUGGUGUAUUGGGGCAGUUCGGAGGUGAACAUUUUGCCGUCACAUGUGCUCAAAUCAUUCCGCUGUUGGUGCAAGUUAUAUCAGAUCCAAAGAGCCGUGAUCACGAGAACGUUAAUCCCACUGAAAACGCUAUUGCAGCAGUAUCAAAGAUCCUUAAAUACAAUAGUAGCGCCAUACCAAAUGUGGACGAGAUCCUAAAUCUGUGGUUUUCAUGGCUGCCUGUUACAGAAGAUGGCGAUGAGGCACCUCAUAUUUAUGGAUACAUGUGUGAUCUAAUUCAAGCCAACCAUCCCAUCAUCCUUGGCAAUAAUAAUAGCAACUUACCGCGAAUCGUAUCAAUCAUUGCACAGGCAUUCGUUACAAAAGUUGUGGCAUCGAUCAGUGAAGUUGGCACUAGAAUGUUGGGUAUUGUGAAACAGGUCGAAUCCAAUCCGGAAGUGUUUCAGGCCUGUGCUAGUAUAUUGACUCCCGAGCAACAAUAUGCCCUUCAGGAUGCCUAUCGGGAGCUGGCUAGUGCAGCGCCGACAACUGCAUAAAGACAACAACUACAGAAAAUCAAAUUAUAGCUGCUGCAGCUGCUGUAGAUAUAUUAACACUAAUUCACAGUUAUAUAUGUAUGUUUAAUCACAAUUCAAGAAAGAGAAGAGUGCGUUUAAACAAAUCUGCAUUAUAGUAUGGUUAAGAAAACAAAACAAAAAAAAAAA
Ceratitis capitata (Mediterranean fruit fly) is the source of this 3726-nucleotide messenger RNA. It is a transcript of the gene Karybeta3, whose product is annotated as importin-5. The coding region runs from base 238 to 3558 and encodes 1106 amino acids. Gene Ontology annotation, molecular function: nuclear import signal receptor activity; protein binding. Gene Ontology annotation, biological process: protein import into nucleus. The transcript has 8 exons. Gene Ontology annotation, cellular component: nucleus; cytoplasm. NCBI's taxonomy places the organism in Eukaryota, Metazoa, Arthropoda, Insecta, Diptera, Tephritidae. The record is from RefSeq and is a predicted model, not a curated record.